AUGGCAGCCAGUGAUUCCGGGACAGAUGAGUCACUUUACCCAAUUGCAGUACUUAUUGACGAACUGAAAAACGAGGAUGUACAACUGCGUUUAAAUUCCAUAAAAAAGUUGUCAACGAUCGCUCUCGCUCUCGGCGUUGAAAGAACAAGAUCUGAGCUUAUCCCGUUUCUCACUGAAACAAUUUACGAUGAGGAUGAAGUGCUUUUGGCCCUCGCAGAACAACUCGGUAGUUUCAUCAGUCUAGUUGGAGGUGGAGAGUUUGCCCACUGCCUUUUACCUCCUCUGGAGUCACUAGCAACUGUAGAAGAAACUGUGGUUAGAGACAAAGCAGUUGCGUCUCUACGUGCUGUUGCUGCACACCAUUCACCGCAGGCAUUAGAGCAGCACUUUGUUCCCUUGGUUCAGCGUUUAGCUGGUGGUGACUGGUUUACAUCUCGAGCAUCAGCUUGUGGACUAUUCAGUGUCUGCUACCCCCGUGUAUCAGCGCCCGUAAAGGCAGAACUUCGCAACCAUUUCCGCACACUCUGCCAAGAUGACACACCGAUGGUGCGUCGCGCAGCGGCAUACAAGCUCGGAGAGUUUGCCAGGGUCGUUGAAGUGGAGUAUGUUAAGAGCGACUUAAUACCUAUGUUUGUCACUCUGGCUCAGGAUGAGCAAGACUCUGUACGCUUGUUGGCUGCAGAGGCGUGUGCAGCUGUCGCUGGUUUAUUGCCACCAGAAGACAUGGAGCAACUGGUCAUGCCCACAGUACGGGCCCGCGCUAGCGACAAUUCCUGGAGGGUGCGCUACAUGGUCGCUGAUAAAUUUGUGGAGCUGCAACAGGCAGUCGGACCAGAACUAUCCCGUACUGACUUGGCUCAGAUCUUCCAAGCACUUCUGAAGGACACUGAAGCAGAAGUUCGCGCUGCCGCCGCUGGAAAGGUAAAAGAUUUCUGUAUGAAUCUAGACAAGGCCCACCAAGAACAUAUUAUCAUGAAUAUGAUUCUGCCACAAAUCAAAGAUCUAGUUAGUGAUCCCAACCAACACGUCAAGUCUGCGCUGGCUUCCGUCAUCAUGGGACUUAGCCCCAUUGUCGGCAGACAGAACACCAUUGAACAUCUUCUGCCCUUAUUCCUCACACAACUCAAAGACGAGUGCCCUGAAGUCAGAUUAAAUAUCAUCUCUAAUUUAGAAUGUGUCAAUGAGGUCAUUGGAAUCCAGCAAUUAGUCCAGUCUCUAUUGCCAGCCAUUGUUGAAUUAGCUGAAGAUACAAAAUGGCGAGUUCGUCUUGCCAUUAUUGAACACAUGCCUUUAUUAGCCGGUCAACUCGGACAGGAGUUCUUCGAUGAGAAACUCAGAGGCUUAUGCAUGACCUGGCUGUUUGACCACGUUUAUGCUAUCCGCGAAGCCGCCACACUAAACUUGAAGAAGUUAGUUGAACAAUAUGGGCCAGGAUGGGCCGAAACUAACGUGAUACCUAAAGUAUUGGCCAUGUCACGAGAACAAAACUACUUACACAGAAUGACCUACCUAUUUUGCAUCAAUGUAUUAGCUGAAGUCUGCGGCAAAGAUAUAACCACUAGAAUCCUGCUGCCGGCAGUUUUGACAACAGCCGAUGACGAGGUUGCCAACGUCAGGUUCAAUGUUGCUAAGACGUUACAGAAAAUGGCUCCAUUCUUAGACCCAGCUGUUAUUCAACCACAAGUGAAGCCCGUUUUGGAGAAACUAAAUGUCGAUGAAGAUGUUGAUGUAAAGUACUUCGCAUCAGAGGCCAUAGCUGGAAUCGCCGGCUAA
Molecule: messenger RNA, 1773 nt
Organism: Leptosia nina
Lineage: Eukaryota; Metazoa; Arthropoda; Insecta; Lepidoptera; Pieridae
Source: the annotation of a GenBank genome assembly